This is a messenger RNA of Anarrhichthys ocellatus (wolf-eel), 544 nucleotides long. Its product is annotated as fukutin-like. The annotation marks the transcript as partial. NCBI's taxonomy places the organism in Eukaryota, Metazoa, Chordata, Actinopteri, Perciformes, Anarhichadidae. The transcript has 3 exons. The record is from RefSeq and is a predicted model, not a curated record. Gene Ontology annotation, cellular component: Golgi membrane.
AGCGUCGUGUCUCCCCCUGCAGGCUGGUUCAGGCAGUGUAGCAUCAUCUCGUACAGUCGAGACGUCGACAUCGGCAUUUUCAUCGAGGACUUCCGGUCGGACAUCGUCGCAGCGUUCAGGAACGCCGGACUGUCACUCAAACACAAGUUUGGAAAGGUGGGGGACAGUCUGGAACUUUCCUUUCUGAGUGACGACGUCAAACUGGACGUUUUCUUUUUCUACGAUGAUGGAGGCGUCGUUUGGAACGGAGGAACUCAGGCGAAGAGUGGAAAGAAGUUCAAGUACAUCUUCCCCCGGUUCUCGUUGUGCUGGGCGGAGUUUCUGGAGCUGAAGGUUCGUGUUCCCUGUGAAACGCUCGACUACGUGACGGCGAACUACGGUUCCACCUGGAACGUCCCGGUGAGGAGCUGGGACUGGAAGUCGUCGCCUAGCAACGUGCAGGAGAAUGGGGUGUGGCCUCCAGCCGAGUGGGUGGAGCUUAUUCAAGUUUACUGAGAAGGAAACUACAAACACCGAAACUACAAAUAAAGAUGAAAAUAAAACU